Pomacea canaliculata is the source of this 3485-nucleotide messenger RNA. Its product is annotated as ankyrin repeat and protein kinase domain-containing protein 1-like. Gene Ontology annotation, cellular component: cytoplasm; nucleus. The record is from RefSeq and is a predicted model, not a curated record. Gene Ontology annotation, molecular function: protein binding. The transcript is spliced from 2 exons. The coding region runs from base 406 to 1050 and encodes 214 amino acids. Lineage: Eukaryota; Metazoa; Mollusca; Gastropoda; Architaenioglossa; Ampullariidae.
GACGGUCCUGUCCGUCCUCCAUGACACAAAAUCCUGGUUUUGUGGAACCGAGGUUGGUCCAGGACACCCGCCAUUGACACAUGACGUCUUCGCGCUCAGAUAAAAAUAGCUUUGAAGGACAGCCGAAGCUCCGCCCUCCGCUUAGUCACAGUCACGUGCGCCAAUCGGUCAUCGCGAAGCCGUCACCAGCGACACGGCGCGACCGUUAUAUGAGUGUUGUCACCCGCCGCACGUCACACUGCCAUAGUACUGUCCUCACGCCACCACCGAUAGGGUACCCCACGUGACCCGUCUACCCGACAAAGACCAUCGGAAGAUCGUUCCACCCGCAUUGCAACACUGCGAUACACAGACCGCUCCACCCGUUGGGAUAAAGACAAGGAGGGGACUGCUUCAUCGUCAGAGAUGGUGCUCCACAUAGCAGAGCGCGUUAAACAGAAGACUAGCCUUAUUGUAUCCUCUGUGAUUGGCGGCCGGACUUCUCGUCCCAUGAAGCCAAGCGGCGAGGCCAAGCGCGAGGCGAUGGCGUUCCUUGGACUGUUGCGUCACAACGAGGACCUGUUGGUGGUCCAGACCAAGCACCUCCUCAAGAAGAACCGGCAGUUGGUGCAUGACGUCUUCACCACCAAGGUGGACGAGUGGACUCCCCUGCAUGCCUGCACGCUUCGCGGAGCACGCAAGCUGGUCAAGAUAGCCAUGAAGGCCGGCGUCAACCCCAACCUGGAGAUGGGACUUCCGGACGGGCUGCCCGGAAGAUGCACCCCGCUCCACCUGGCGGCAUAUCGAGGGGACGUCAGCAUCAUUCAGCUGCUGCUGCAACACGGCGCCGCCGUCAACCGCCUCGACAGCACCAACAGAAGCCCGCUCUUUUACGCCGCCUCGAAAAACAACACUUUCGCCGCCAAAAAACUCAUCAAGCACGGGGCAGAGGUCAAAGAUCUGACAUAUGAACAAACGGUGUUUUACAGCGAGGUCAUCGAGAGGAGGCCGCCAUCUUUCUUGUGCAUCCCGGCUCCUUCCAGAAGCGGCCGAAGCUCCGCUCACUCGUGACAUCACGUGACAUCAUCUGUGAAUGUCACGAGCUAGAAACAAAUAAAGACAACCUUUUAUGUGCCUUGCAUCUCAAGAAACAUGGCCGGACACAGCUCGGGGCUGUGUUAGUCACGUGGUUAGUGAGUUGCCAGCUCAAGAGGACUACAAGUGCCUUUGCGCGUGCGCUCACGCCCUGCCUAGUCAUAAACACUUGCUCUCUCUCUCUCAUCUGUGAGUGAGAGACUGGCUUUAGAGAUCCCAGAGAGCCCUUCUAUUUCCUUUUCGCCUUUUCGUAACUGGAAAUAGGUGCGUGGACAUGCGUACAGUCAGCAAUCUUGUGCAGGCAGCUCCUUCCGGUGACACGCAGGCUUACUGUGUCUUCCUCCAGACAAAGCAGUUGUGAAACGAUAACGGAUACGAGUAAGACGAGGUUUUGGUGAGUGAGUGUCCCCGUCUGAUUGACUGCAUAAGCCAGCUGUUACAUGGAUAGCUAUACUGUGGUUAAGAAUAUCUCGUCCGCCCAGAGACCUUCAAGCAUAAUGCCUCUGUUGUUGUUUUUAUCGUGUUAUUUAUUGCUGCAUGUUGAUCCGGUGCUGGCUUCUGUUUAAUCACACACGGCAUAUGCUAAUGUUUAAGAUAUAUCUAUGUGUGUGUGUGUGUGGCAUAUGCUAAUGUCUAAUUGUUAAUUUUCCAUUUCAAUCCAUUUUCUGGGAAGCGGGGAGAUAAUUACUGUUACGCUGUACAUCCGGCAUUCGAGGAUUUGACCAGACCAAGUCCCACAAAACCUUGUGUCAACAUUUGGAGACACCACAUCACCAUCUGAAACUUAACAUCCUUAUCUGAGGCCUCGUCAGGCUUUCCGUUAGGUUGCCCAGAGAGUAGCUGCUCAUCAUAGUUUACAUCACUGGACUUAGUAGUUUUUGUGAUGGUUGGUCAAGUGACUGUAUCAGUGAAGUCAGAGGUCCCUCACCCCAUGUCUCACAUCGUUCACAAUCAGAAGAGACUUUCCUUUCUUGCAACCUUGUGCCUUCUUCUCGUCGUUACAUGUUGGCCUUCCUUAGAAUCAUAUUAAGGUCGCAAUGUAAGGUAUAAAAUUAAUGAGGCUCUAUAAAGCAGGUUGAUUGGUUGUGUUGUGAGCUACUAAGGUUACAUAACGGCGAUUCUAUAAAAGAUGUUGGUAAAUUAAAAUGAUGAAGAGAGCCGAGAUAUAGUUAGGAGAUAGAGGAGGGUGGAUAAGUGUCGGCUGGUGAGCUCGCAGCGUGUGUAUUGUUUUGUUUUAAUUCUAUCAUCGGUUGUGGGCCCUGUAAAGGUGAUCACACUGCCGAGUAAAGGUAGAACUCGAUCAAACUGUAUUUGGACAGAAAUUCCAGCGACCCCGGUCCCUCCCAGUGAACUACACCAUUCCGCCCUCUCACAAUGUCAUGUUGUUUAAGACAUAAAAAUAUAUUUACACAUGCUAACAGCCUGGAUCUUAGAGAAUCUGCAAUCUCAUGUCUUCAUUUCCGCUGCUUUUGCUGACCUUUACCGAGUCACUUCAAGAGAAAAGUGAGAGACGAAGCCGAGGCUGUGAUAUUGAGGGCGCUGUCUUCAGGUGUGCUCCCGGUGUGACUUUACCUGUGAACACAUUCCACUCGCAUGGCUGCUUGUGUCAGACUUUGCCCCGUGACCUGACCAUCACGUGACACCAGUCUGCUAUCGGGAUCACUACAUAUCACUACAUAUCACUACAUAUCACAGUAUUGUUCCUCGCAUGUGGAGUCCGCCUUCAUUACAUACCAGGGCAUCGAGUUCCGCAUACCACGUGAUCUUUGUGUAAUCAUUGUUUGUAUCAUUCGAUUUCAUUCAUUGUUUUCAUGUCAGGAAGUCCCUGAACCGUGCAAUAAUAUCAGUUUUACAGUCACCUGUGCUGCCCAGUGAAUAACUUUCAUUUAUUAUGUGUAUGGGCAAUACUGGAUGUAAUCCUCGUCAGGCAAUAAUAACUUUGUUGAGGGACAUGGAGAGACACUUAUCUGAACUCGCUUGUAGUGUGUGUGUGUGUGAGGCUUGACAUGUUUAAUCUUUUUAACACAUUGAAAAAUUUAAUAGAGUAAUCCUUUGGACAUUUUAUCUUCCUUUUGGUUGUGUCUUUCCUCAGUGGAAAUUACUCCGAAAGGGAUUUUUGUUUCCAUUUACAAAGUUUCCUUCUUCCUGAGAAAUGUUAAAACUCAAUUUAAAUAUAGAAGUUGAUCUGUUCGUAAGAUCACCUGUAAUAUUUUUAACAUAUCUUAAAUCAUAUUUUAAAGUAGCUAGGUUUUUCCUCUUUGAUUCCCAAAGUGGGUUUUUUUUCAUGCAGAAACACAGCAGAAUAUUGAAACUUAUCUUUGUUAUGAGAAAUGAUACGCUUGAGUCUGUAUGUGAAUCGUAUGUUGCCACCCAAUUGAAUCUCUACAAAAUAAAAUUACAUUUGUACAAUU